CGCGUGCUACAAACAUGCGGCACUGUAGGUUGUACGUUUUUCUGCUAGCCGCGCUGGUGCUAACCGAGUGUAUACUAGCAAUUGAAGCAACCGAUCACAAAGCAAUCCAUCUACCGACGCGAGCAGAACAACCUAGAAAACUAAAAUCGAGCCGCCGAGAAGGACGCUUUCUAGGGUUGCUUGGUCUGCUUACGGGCCUUACGCUGGUGGAUUCCCUCGACGAUGAUAACGAUCGUCCGCGACGCUCAGGGUUCGUCAAGAUUGACGUUGGCCAUCCUGCCGCACUCGACGCAUUCUACGGAGCGUACGGUUACAGCUCACCCUACUGGACCGGUGGAUCGUCCAUCAACAUAAAGAUUCCUUUCCGACCGCCCGGAGCCGAAUUUGAAACGAUGGCCGUCAUACCGUUCCCCGUGCACUUUCCACACACCGGACCAUCCCACUACGGGUCCGCACCGGGUGGGAUUGAACCGCGUCCGACCAUCUUUUCCGAUCCCGUGCCGAGCGCCUCGAACGGUUCAGAAACAAUUGUAGCCGAUGAAUUAGAGCUGCCGAGGGGAAGAAAACAAAAGCUCGCUUCUAAAAAGAGCUCUACAACCGUUAAAAGGCGAUCCCGUCCGAAGCUGAGUCCUCCGAGAACGAUACGCAGCACACUGCGAGCGGACGCAGAACCAAACGAAGAUACUAACGUGGAAACUGUUGAGGAAACAACCACCACGAGCGAUACGCCAACGGUGCUAGCGCCCACCGAACCGACCGCGAGUAACGAUCCCGACGUCUCCGCUACUAAUACACCGACCUCGGAUCAUCAUGCGCCCGUUUCCGAAGAGCCCGAACCAGCCACCCCGGCGUCGAUCGUUCAAUCCGAGCUCAAUUACGUAACCCAGCCAAUGAUACCAGCGUCCUAUUACACGCACCAGCACAGCCUGGCCGAUCUGUCCGCGAUCGAGCUGACGACGGCAGCGAGCACCCAAGACUUCCCCCUGGCAGCGUUCCAGCCAAGCCGGGCCGAUCAUUGGCAGGAUUAUUACGGUACCGUCGCACAGGAAAGCUCGAACCGGCAGCUAGGGUUUCUGCCAAUCGCACCACCCGCUCACUGAGUGCAGCCAGCGAAACGACUCAUUUUCUCAAUAAAAACCACCAUCCUUCA
Messenger RNA from Anopheles merus, 1150 nucleotides. RefSeq lists its product as uncharacterized. The transcript has 2 exons. NCBI's taxonomy places the organism in Eukaryota, Metazoa, Arthropoda, Insecta, Diptera, Culicidae. Bases 15 to 1100 code for a protein of 361 amino acids. The record is from RefSeq and is a predicted model, not a curated record.